This is a messenger RNA of Trichomycterus rosablanca, 1549 nucleotides long. It is a transcript of the gene rdh10b, whose product is annotated as retinol dehydrogenase 10b. Gene Ontology annotation, cellular component: lipid droplet. The transcript has 6 exons. Lineage: Eukaryota; Metazoa; Chordata; Actinopteri; Siluriformes; Trichomycteridae. Gene Ontology annotation, molecular function: oxidoreductase activity, acting on the CH-OH group of donors, NAD or NADP as acceptor. The record is from RefSeq and is a predicted model, not a curated record. Bases 108 to 1118 code for a protein of 336 amino acids.
GUGAAGCAGGACGAGAUGAAGUUGGAUCAGAUUGUUUUGGACUGAGGUUCUGCUCAUUGUACCUGGUUGUACUGGUUCUGUACUGGGGUUGACGGUCAGAUCUCAGGAUGUAUAUCGUGCUUGAGCUGGUGCUGGUGUGUUAUAAGGUGCUGUACUCGGUGCUGCUGGCCGCGGGGAGGUGGUUGGUGAAAGCCCGGGAGAAGAGCGUUCAUGGCCGGUUGUGUGUGAUCACCGGGGCGGGGAGCGGGCUGGGCCGCCUGUUUGCCCUGCAGUUCGCCCACAGAGGUGCCAGCCUGGUACUGUGGGACAUCAACCGAUCUGCCAACGAGGAGACCGCCGACAUGGUGCGGGAGAUUUACCGCAAAAUGUCACCGUGCACAGGUUCAGGUGACAGCAUUCAGGAGGUCCCUGUGUUCCAGCCCAAGGUUUACACCUACGUGUGUGACGUGAGCAACCGUGAGAGCGUUUACGCCACAGCCGAGCUGGUGAGACGAGACGUGGGUGACGUUACGUUCCUCGUUAACAACGCGGGCGUGGUUUCAGGACGCCACCUCCUCGAAUGUCCUGAUGAACUGAUCGAGAGGACCAUGAUGGUCAACUGCCACGCCCACUUCUGGACCACCAAGGCAUUCUUACCGCGGAUGUUGGAGUUAAAUCACGGGCACAUUGUGACCGUCGCCAGCUCACUGGGUCUGUUCAGUACCGCCGGGGUGGAGGAUUACUGCGCGAGUAAAUUUGGCGCUAUAGGAUUUCACGAGUCUCUGAGUCACGAGUUGAAGGCGGCCGAGAAGGACGGGAUAAAGAUGACCCUGGUCUGCCCCUUCCUGGUGGAUACGGGGAUGUUUGAAGGCUGUCAGAUCAGGAAGGAGAUAGCGCCUCUCUUUCCCCCGCUGAAGGCCGAGUACUGCGUGGAAAGAGCCAUGAGGGCGAUCCUGACCGACCAGCCGAUGGUCUGCAUGCCGCGAGCCAUGUACGUCGUCACCUUCAUGAAAACGAUUUUGCCGUUCGAAGCCGUCGUGUGCAUGUACCGCUUCCUUGGUGCUGAUAAGUGCAUGUACCCGUUCCUCGCCCAUCGGAAAGAGUCCACCAACAACAACGAGGCCAAAAGUCACAUGUAGUCCCCCGGUGUUCUGAUGUACAGGACCGCGGUGGCGUCUCUCUGGACUAAACUGUGAUAUCAGUGUGUACAGAACUACAGAACGUAUUGAUGAGAUUAUGUGCUGUUAUUAUGUUUUAUUAUGUAUUUUUAUUCAAUAUUUUCAUAAUGUUAUAUUAUAAACACCCCAUCACUGAUUACUGGCACGUGUCUGGGUGAAAUUCAUCGAUCAGUUUGAUUAUAAUAUGAUGAUGCAGUAUGUUACUGUAAGAAUGUACAGUGUCUUAUUUAUUAUUAAUAAUCAUUUGUAUUAUUUGUAUUCCUCUUCUGUUUUACAUUGUGACCAAAAGUUUGAAGCUUCGUCACAUCAGAGCUUCCAGACGAUCCUAAAGUGUGUUUAUGUCUGUGUGCAGUAAACGACUGUAAUAAUAAAAUAUGUAUACAGGAAUGUCA